Messenger RNA from Nematolebias whitei (Rio pearlfish), 2315 nucleotides. Its product is annotated as alpha-1,6-mannosylglycoprotein 6-beta-N-acetylglucosaminyltransferase A. NCBI's taxonomy places the organism in Eukaryota, Metazoa, Chordata, Actinopteri, Cyprinodontiformes, Rivulidae. Gene Ontology annotation, molecular function: alpha-1,6-mannosylglycoprotein 6-beta-N-acetylglucosaminyltransferase activity. The transcript is spliced from 18 exons. Gene Ontology annotation, cellular component: Golgi apparatus. The record is from RefSeq and is a predicted model, not a curated record. Gene Ontology annotation, biological process: protein N-linked glycosylation. Bases 1 to 2283 code for a protein of 760 amino acids.
AUGAGAAAACCAAAGCAAACUCUCAAAAGGAUUUUGUUUUUGCUGCUGGGGUUUUGCGUCAUAUGGUGUCUGAGCCUGUCGUAUUUUAUUCUGAGUAAAGUUGACCCGGAUGACACGAGUGGGACUACAGACCACAGGCUGACAAAGAAAAGUGAAGUGUGGGUGGAAACCAGUAAGGCUCAAGAUGUGAUGAAAAUUUUUGCCAGGUUUUUGGAAGAACUGCUGAACAUUGCUGAAUCUUCGAAAAAUAUCUCUUCUUCACCUUGUUUGAACGACAAAACAGAGGAACUUCAAGUGCUUGAGCUGAAGAUGGAGGCAGAGAAAGCCAAAGGUCAGCUGAAGGAUGAUUUGAUAAAUGAUCUGCGUUUGGAUAAACUCCAGCUGCGCCAACAAGUGACUCAACUGGAGGACCUUCUCAAGAUACAAAUGGAGAAGAAGCAGGAGCCGAAACAAGAAAAAAAGCCAGAGGGUGAAGCUGAAGCAGACAAAAAUUGCCCGCUGCCUCCUGCAGAUGGAUUUCCAGAGUGUGAGGGGAAAAUAAAGUGGAUGAAGGACAUGUGGAAGAGUGACCCUUGCUACAGCAGUUACGGUGUGAAUGGGUCACUGUGCUCCUUCAUCAUUUACCUCAGCGAGGUAGAGUCCUGGUGCCCAGUUCUUUCAGGCCGGAAGGUACGACCAUCUGAACUGGAAACGGUGAAGCUGGUAUCACACAAAGCUGCUGUACGCAACAAUAUGGAAGGUUUGUACCAAUCUCUGGCCAAUAAAACCCAGUUCAGAUGGAUCCAUCAACGGAUUAAAAGUAUGGAGGCGAUUUGGGUGGAGGCGGGACGCUCCCUUUCAGCCAAAUACAACCUGACGGAGCGGAACGUUAAACAGAUUCUGGUGCAUCCGGGUGCGAUUACAGAUGAAGCAAAUCUAAAAAUUGUGAACAACGCUUUCAGUGGAGGUCCUCUUGGGGAGCUAGUUCAGUGGAGUGAUCUUAUAUCCACACUUUACAUCUUGGGUCAUGAUCUUCACCUGUCUGCCUCCAUACCGACCCUCAAAACCUUUUUUGGUUCUGUGACUAGUAACUGUCCUCCUCGCCAUGCACAUGUGGAACCGAACCUGAUCUACACAGACAUUAUUGGUUUCAGACAAAUCACGUCUGUGCUGAAGGAAUCCUGGACAAAACACAAGUGUGUGAUCCGUGUGUUGGACUCUUUCGGCACUGAACCAGACUUCAAUCAUGCACAAUGGGCUGAGAAACAUAACCUUAAAAGUCCAUUUGGUGGUCUGAAUCUGAUCCCCAUGCAGUUCUACACCAUGUUCCCUCACACACCAGACAACACAUUCCUUGGCUUUGUGGUGCAGCAUCAGCUGAGCUCUGAAGAACGCGAGCAGCUCAAGUCCACCAAGAGGCAAAACCAGGCUCUCGUGUACGGAAAGCGUGCCGCAUUUUGGAAGGAUAAGGAGGCCUAUCUGAAUGUUAUCCACAAGUACUUGGAUGUCCACGGGACGGUGGACGACAGUGCUUUGAUUCCAAGUUACGUCACAAACCAUGGCAUCGUCAAAGGAACUGAAGUGCAGACCUUGUUGAGACAGAGCAAAGUUUUCGUGGGGUUGUCUUUUCCCUAUGAAGGACCAGCUCCUCUAGAGGCUUUGGCCAACGGCUGCAUUUUCCUGAACCCCAGGUUAAAACCUCCACAGAGCAGUCUGAACUCCGAGUUCUUCAAAGGGAAGCCCAACAUCCGAGAGGUGACCUCUCAGCACCCUUAUGCUGAGGCGAUAGGAGAGCCCUAUGUGUGGAUGGUGGACAUGUACAACCAAACGGACGUGCAGAGAACUAUCACUGCUAUUCUGAAUCACAGUAUUGAGCCCUACCUUCCGUAUGAGUUCACCUGUGAAGGAAUGCUGCAAAGAGUUAAUGUACUGAUAGAAAAACAGGACUUGUGUUCAGCUGCACAGAGCUGGCCGCCUCUGAGCGUGCUCCAGGUGGUGACGGCAGAAGCAGGUGUUUCGUGUAAACGGGCGUGUCAGAGGGCGGGGCUGAUCUGUGAACCUGCAUUCUUCUCACACCUCAACAAUGCUGAGAAUCUUGCCAGCCACGGUAUAGAGUGUCAAACCUCAGAGACUUCCAGUGAUUACAUUGUGCUUCCUGCCUACAACAGUGGCAGUAAACGAUGUCUGUUUCAGUCGGAUCAUCUGCUCUUCAGCUGUGUGAGAUCGGACCCGUCUCUCACACGAAUCUGCCCCUGCAGGGACUACAUCAAGGACCAAAUAGCCUUAUGCAAGACAUGUGUAUAAACUGUGGACAAAUGGACAUUUUGUCUCAUUGC